UCCCUCUCUUUAUUUGUCAUCCAGCCAAUACAUGUUGGGCCACCUUCACCAGCACAACAAUAAAUUUAUAUCUCUCUCAUCUCUCUCUCUCUCUCUCUCUCCCUCUCUCUCACACACACACACCCACUUCUCUGUUUAUGAUUGAGCUAUGUUUUCCCCCCACUUCAUCUGGGGUAGGCUGAUAUGAGUUUUUCAUCGAAUUUUUGUGUAGUUUGGAUGAUAAUAUCGAUGUUUUAGUUUCUUGUGUUGGGGGUAACGAACCGUGCUUAGAGUUUGCUAAUUUAAAGAGGGAUCAGACCAUGAGUUUCAGUUGUUUUGGUGCAUUUUAUUCGCAAAAAGCAAAGAGCAGAGAGCAAGAAGAAGAAAUUGGUACCAACAGUGUCAAGCUUUUCUCCCAUAAUUCGUUAAGAUCAGCAACAAGUCACUUCCAUCCAUCAAACAAAAUAGGCGGGGGUGGUUUUGGAGUUGUCUACAGGGGCAUUUUGAGAGAUGGCACUCGUGUUGCUAUCAAGUUACUUUCUUCUGAAUCAAAACAAGGCACCAAAGAAUUCUUGACAGAGAUUAAUAUGAUAUCAACCGCCAGACAUUCAAACCUUGUCCAACUGAUUGGUUGUUGUGUAGAGGAUAGAAAGCGGAUCUUGUUGUAUGAAUAUCUGGAGAACAACAGCCUUGCCAGCGUUUUACUACGUUCAAAAAGUAAAGGAGUUCACCUGGAUUGGCCUAAGAGGGUUGUUAUCUGUAUCGGUACAGCUUCUGGUCUAGCAUAUCUUCAUGAAGAAGCUAAACCACAUAUUGUUCACCGAGAUAUUAAAGCCAGCAAUAUACUUCUGGAUGAAAAUUUUCAUCCUAAGAUAGGAGAUUUUGGGCUGGCAAAACUUUUUCCCGACAAUGUCACUCAUAUUAGCACUAGAGUCGCUGGAACUGUGGGAUACCUGGCUCCUGAAUAUGCAUUGUUAGGUCAACUUACAAAGAAGGCAGAUGUAUAUAGUUUUGGUGUGCUUUUACUUGAGAUUAUUAGUGGGAAAAGUAGUAGCAUGGCUGCAUUUGGAGAGGAUCUGUUGGUUCUGGUGGAAUGGGCAUGGCAGCUUAAAGAACAAGAAAGGCUUCUAGAUUUGGUCGACCCUGAACUUACUGAAUAUCCAGCAAAUGAAAUGUUGCGGUUCAUUAAGGUAGGACUCUUUUGUACUCAAGCAGCUUCAAAGCAAAGACCUACCAUGAAGCAAGUACUGGAUAUGCUUUCAAAAGAGGUCAACCUAAAUGAAAAAUUAUUGACCGAACCUGGUGUAUAUAGGCAUUACAGCUCUCAAAGAUCAGGUGGUGGUAAGUCAUCUUCCCUGGUAAUCAAGGGCAAGCAGCACAGGGAUCUUUCCGUAAGUUCAAACCAGUUGAAUAGCUUUCAGAGCAUGACAAAUAUACUUCCAAGAUAAGUUAUAUACCCCUUACAUGCGAAUGAGUUGUGUUAUAAAAAAAUUACAAUAUUGAAGGCAACAUGAAAUGUGUCUAAGCUCAUAGCUGCAGACUAAAAUCUUCAUAGCAUAUAUGACUGAGUGCAAAUGUUUUGUUCA
Messenger RNA from Daucus carota subsp. sativus, 1565 nucleotides. RefSeq names its product cold-responsive protein kinase 1. Gene Ontology annotation, biological process: protein phosphorylation. The record is from RefSeq and is a predicted model, not a curated record. Gene Ontology annotation, molecular function: ATP binding; protein serine/threonine kinase activity. Lineage: Eukaryota; Viridiplantae; Streptophyta; Magnoliopsida; Apiales; Apiaceae. The transcript is spliced from 6 exons. The coding region runs from base 300 to 1427 and encodes 375 amino acids.